GAGGAAGAGGAGGAGGAUUCUUGUCUCUCUCUCACUCUCUCUCCCUCUCUCUCUCGCGCUCUCUCUCUUUCUCUCCCUCGCUCUCUCUCUCAAUCAGCGCGUCUCCUCCAGCACAGCCAAGAGUUGCCGUUCAGAGCUCGGAUGCCAAAACGCACAAGAGGAGCUGUGCCAAAGGGUCAUUUGUUGUUUUUUUAGCGCACACAUGAGGAGGAAGGUGCCUGCAGGGAUCCUAAAAUUAACAUUUAAUUGACGUCAAUUAGGGGAAAAGCCACGACGAGACAUCCCUACGGAAGACACAUCGCGGGAUUUUGCAGUUUUUUGUUAUUGUUGUUGUUGCAUGGUGGCUCCCUCCACCGUCCAGGUGUCGUCCUCCCCACGCAGGAGGACAGCGUCCACUUCGCCGUGAGCAAUUUUACAAACUUCUGCACCGCCGGGGGAAGAAUAGUGUCAAAAUAGCACUUUGAUAAAAAGGGAGUAAAAAAGAAGGUCCUCUUGAGACCGAGAGCGGACCGACACCACGGUCCAAGCCGACUCCAAGUGCCGUUCACCGGGCGAUGCCAGAGUAAAUGCCGGGGCGAUGUCCCGCCGCAAGCAGGUGAACCCGCAGCACUUGACGUUGAGCCACAGGGAGACGGUGCCAGCCGAGGCCAAUGAUUCGGCGACGAGAUCUCCGUCUCCCGCGCCUGCCACCCUCAGCCCACGGAGGGCGGGGCCCGAGGAGCACGACCUGCUGACAUGCGGCCAGUGCCAGGCCAAUUUCCCGCUGGGCGACAUCCUGGUCUUCAUCGAGCACAAGCGGCGGCUGUGCCGUGGCCCCACCCAGGGGGGACCGGGCAACUUCUCCAAGCAUGGGGAGGCCGGGGGCGCCGCCAGCAUCUCCAUCUCCCCUAGGGUACGCUCCCUGGAGCUAGGGAGGGGGCCUCUCCCUGUGGAGGUGGGCAUCCAGGUGACCCCAGGGAGGGACGAUGACCCCGAGAGGAGGAUGACUCCGGCCAAGGGGAUUUGUCCCAAACAGGAAAAAGGAGACAAAAAUGAGCCUUCCAGCUACAUCUGCACCAGCUGCAAGCAUACCUUCACCAGCGCCUGGUUCCUGCUCCAGCACGCCCAGCACAUUCAUGGUAUCCGUAUCUACCUGGACAACCACCCGGCCAACUGCUCCCUCACCCCCCGGAUGGCCCUGCCGCCCCCGCCCGGUGCCGACGCCCUACCCCGCUCUCCUCUGCCCACCUUCCUGGGCGACGCCAAUAACCCGUUCCACCUCCUCCGCAUGGCAGCACCCUUGCUCAGGGAACACCCCCCACCCCCAGGCUUUAUGGAGACCCGGCUGCCCGCAACACCACCCUUUGUCAGCCCUCCGCCUCCUCCCAGACCCCCACUGGAGCGACUGGGCCCGGAGGAGAUGGGGCUGCUCUCCCAGCACCCCAGUGCCUUUGAGAGGGUGAUGCGGUUAACCCCCAUGGAGCCCCCGUCCAUGGACUUCUCCCGACGUCUAAGGGAGCUAGCCGGCAACACCAACAACAACGGUGGUCCCACGCCGCCCCUGUCGCCCAACCGUGUGCCUCCCAUGCACCGCUUGCUCAGUCCCACGCUCUUCCAGCCUGGUUCUAAACCGCCAGCCUUCCUCACCUACGCCCCGCAGCCGCCCACCUCCCAGGCGGGACACGGUUCUUCGAGCCCCCCUGACGCGCAAGGUCAGAACCAAGUGGCAGCUAAAUCCAAGUCGUGCGAGUUCUGUGGCAAGAUCUUUAAGUUCCAGAGUAACCUUAUUGUGCACCGCCGCAGUCACACUGGAGAGAGGCCGUACAAAUGUCACCUGUGCGACCACGCCUGCUCCCAGGCCAGCAAGCUCAAGAGGCACAUGAAGACACACAUGCACAAUAAGUCCGGCUCCAUGGGCGGCUCCCCUGAAUCAGGAAACAGAGGCGAGGGAGGAGAAGGUGAGGACAAGAGCCAUGAGGCUGACGCAAGAGGCGUGGGCAUGGACAACGAGGAGGAGGAGGAAGAAGAAGAAGAGGAGGAGGAAGAAGAAGAAGAGGAAGAGGAGCUGAGGAACGGAAGUCGUCCAGAUUCCAACUUAAGCGAGGACUCCCAGGAAUUCAACCCCAACAGGGAGAAUGGGCCCAGGCAGUCUCCCAAGGAGAAGCACCUGGCUGGGGAGCGAGUCGGUGAGAGUGGCGGGGUGGGCAUCAUGCACCCCUACAACCAUCUUGACAAUCAUCUCAGACUGAACCCAAACAAGCGAGGCAUGGAGAGGCAGCCCAAUGGGGAGGGCACCAACGGGGGCGACCCGGACAUAGAGCGGCAGAGCGAGAGGGAACAAGACAGGGAGCAGGUCGGGCAGGACACCCGGCCCCUGAUGAACGGCAGGAUCAGCGUGUCCGAAGCUGAAUCCUUUCCGGGGCUCUUCCAGCGGCGACCCACUCCCAUCACCAGCCUCAGCCCGUCCAACAACAACAAGAGAAUCAAGAUCGAGAGGGAGCAGCUGGAGCUCCCACCAGCACUUCCGCUUAUCUCCCCGGAGAACGUCUACUCCCAGCUCCUGGCCGGCUACGCCGCUUCGCGCCACUUCAUCCGGGAACCCUUCUUGGGUUUCACCGACUCCCGCCAGUCCCCUUUCGCUACCUCCUCAGAGCACUCCUCAUCUGAAACGGGCAGCCUGAGAUUCUCCACGCCGCCAGGAGAGCUGAUGGAGGUCGGUAGUGCGUCGGGCCGCAGCGGCAGCAGCACGCCGCACCUCCUGCGAGGUCCCGGACCCGGCCGCCCGCCCAGCUCCAAGGAUCGGCGCAACGACACGUGCGAGUACUGUGGGAAGGUGUUCAAGAACUGCAGCAAUCUUACGGUGCACCGGCGCAGCCACACGGGCGAGCGGCCCUACAAGUGCGACCUGUGCAGCUACGCCUGCGCGCAGAGCUCCAAGCUGACGCGCCACAUGAAGACGCACGGCCAGUUCGGGAAGGAGGUGUACCGCUGCGACAUCUGCCACAUGCCCUUCAGCGUCUAUAGCACGCUGGAGAAACACAUGAAGAAGUGGCACGGCGAACACUUGAUGGCCAGCGAGGUCAAACUGGAGCAAGCGGACAGAAGCUAAGCGCCAGUCGCACACAAACACACACACGCACACACAUCUUCCUUAUGACUACUUCUAGAAGGGGCAUGGCUGGAUAAUCGUUGCAUAAAAAAAUGAGACAGAUUGAUGUUGAUUUUUAAAUUUCCCUCAUCGCCUGAGAAUAUUAAAAGAAAAAGGGAAACGUUUGUCCGGAGCGCCGUCUAAGGGUCAGUUUAGGAAUUCCAUGGAGCCUUUCUACUGUGCAAUAAUUUCUGUAUUUAUUGGAUUUUUUUUGUAAUGAUAUUUGGCAUGUGCAGAUACAUCUUUGUGGGAUUUCAUAUGGUUUUUGAAAUGUGCUCAAAAAGUUUGUUCAUUUCUAUGAAAAUAAGAAAAAGAAUUGGAAAAAAGUCACCCUUAUUGAUAAUGAUAAUAAUAAUAAUUUUGUUUUGUCCUAUAAGGAAGUUUAUUAUCGUGUGAGAGUAAACGUGUGUGAAGCGGUUGGCUUUUCAAAGUCAUUAUUUUCUACAAGAAGUGCAGCAGCGGACUACAAUCCCUCCCCUCCUCUCCAGCACUGAAUGUCAGCCUGACAAUAACACAAAGAUGGGUUUGAAAAAUCCAACAUUAUCCCCGUGAUUCAUUUUUUGGGGGAGAAAAUUUGUGCUUUUUAAAUAUAGGCUUGUGAAUAUAUGAAAAAAAAAAAAAGAGUUAAAAAAGCUGUCCUCGCCUCAGUCAGGACGUAAAACAGAAAGGUUGCACUUAAUGGAGUUAGCGUUUAUUAGCUGAUGCUCGCAACAUUCCAAAUGUAGGAUGGAACCACCAUAUUUAAUAUGCUGAAUAACUUAAGACUACUUGUGAUUAAUGUGAGAGGGGAACAGUCCUGUUUAUGUAAAUAUAUUCCGUUUGUUUUGACUUUUUCUUUGUUUUUUGUUGUUUUUUUCAAAUAUAUAUGCUCAAGUAGCCCACCCCUUUUUCCACCUCGACUGUUCUGAAAAUCAAUCAAGAAGACCAGCUGCUUGCGUCACCGAGUGUGUGUACGUGUGUUAUUGCGUUGUCCCACUUUGAAGCCCACUUUUCACACAUGCUCCGAGCCGACCCCAAACUUGACCUCAGGCACCCCACUUCCCUCGCUCCAUAGCCUCCUGAGAACCAGCGUCCUCCACAGUUGAUGCUUGUCUUUUGCAUCAGCGGGCAUUUUUUUCAUUUUUUUAAAAAAGUGUAACUAAAAAAAAAACAAUCUACCAAAUGCGGUUAUUUUUUUAUUUCCAAAAUGUCUGCCAAAAGUUAAAAGAAAAAAAAAAUGUCCGUGGCUGUGGCAUAACAAGGAAAACACAUUUUUAGAGAUGUGUAACUCUGACAAAAGAAAAAUCUAAUUUCUACUGGUGUUAACGUUUGUAUUUUGCAUAAGGGGCUGUUUUUUUCUGAAUUGUCUUCGACAAAAGAAAUAGACCACAAAUUGGACAUUUGUAUUUUUCAUAACACGGCUAUUUUUUUUUCAAAAUGUGUAACUAAAAUGUCUAACUCUGACAAAAGAAGCAAAUGUCCUUUGCAGUGGACGGUUGUUCUCAGGAGGACAAUUGACAAAAAGCCAUUCGGCGUCUGUGACAUUUGUGGACUUCUCUGCUGUCUCUUCUCCCAGAAGAUGCGACAAAACCCUUCAAAAAAAAUUAAGAACUAAAAAGGGGACAUGAGUUAUGAUAAUGUUGAGCACAUCUGGCCGCGUGACCUCGAGUCUUGUGAAAGAGAAAGAUUGGAAUGAGGAAGAUGGAUAAAGACGAGUGAGAAAAAAACCUUGACCAGGCAGACGAGUCAUUCAAAUGAAAUUGGAAGCAUAUGAAAUGUGUUUUUCUUGUAGCCAAAUGCGCAUCAACAGGCCACAUCGUCUUCUGGGAGGGAGACGCGGCGAAGCCACAUGAAAGCAGGCGGAGGAGACGCCAUCUUUCAUUUUCAGCUUGGAAAAAGUUUCACCCUUGUCACCGUCUUGUCCAACCAUGGCCAAUUUCCUUUAUCGAGCCAACAAAAGCCUCCAAAGGCUGAGUUUUUAUCAGUUCAGGUUUGGGCCAAGCAGAGCGAGACCAAUAAUUCAAACAAUAAGUUUACAGCGUUGGAAGUAUGACGGCCAUGAGAAUACUACGGUGUGUACAAGUAUUGUUUCCUGUAUGUGUGCGGGAGGAGGAGGUGUUUUUUUCUCAAGGAAAUCCAAAUCAAUCAUGCCAUGCUUUCUGAAGAGAGCGGAGCCAUUUUGUGUUUUAUUUUGAAAGGGAGUUUCCUGUCUCAACAGGAUGGCAAGACGGGAUGAUUAAAAAUAACAAAAGGACUGAGAUUAAAUGUGCAGGGACACUUUUCCAAGAUAGACAUUGUUUUUUGUUUUGUUUUUUAUGUUUUUUUUUGUUGUCAUGGUUGCUUGAAGGUCUUGUGACGACACUCAGUUGUCAUUUGAAAAAAAAAAAAAACAUAACAAAAAAUAACCUUUUCACAAGCUUCACUUUGGCUCUUUGUACAAAAUAGUUUUCCUUGUUCCCUUUUUUAUUUUGGGGCGGGAUGGGGAGGGAAGAGACGGGUGGGGCCGGGGGCGAGUGAAUAAUUGUGGGGGGAAAAAAACGUGAUCUCAGAACAGUACACACUUGCUGUUUUGGGAGCAUAUAUGUAUUUUUGUAAUGUGUUGAAAAAUCAAUACAAGAAAGCCAACACUUCAAUAAAUGUUGCAAUUGCUCUAUGAUUGAA
Messenger RNA from Nerophis ophidion (straightnose pipefish), 5767 nucleotides. It is a transcript of the gene bcl11bb, whose product is annotated as BCL11 transcription factor B b. Gene Ontology annotation, biological process: positive regulation of transcription by RNA polymerase II. The record is from RefSeq and is a predicted model, not a curated record. Gene Ontology annotation, cellular component: nucleus. NCBI's taxonomy places the organism in Eukaryota, Metazoa, Chordata, Actinopteri, Syngnathiformes, Syngnathidae. Gene Ontology annotation, molecular function: DNA-binding transcription factor activity; RNA polymerase II cis-regulatory region sequence-specific DNA binding. The transcript is spliced from 3 exons. Bases 578 to 3088 code for a protein of 836 amino acids.